Messenger RNA from Sphaerodactylus townsendi, 3100 nucleotides. RefSeq names its product coiled-coil domain containing 197 (gene CCDC197). The coding region runs from base 204 to 1268 and encodes 354 amino acids. The transcript has 9 exons. The record is from RefSeq and is a predicted model, not a curated record. Lineage: Eukaryota; Metazoa; Chordata; Lepidosauria; Squamata; Sphaerodactylidae.
GCUGCUGUUCAUGCACAUGGCUCUGUCGGGCAGCACUAAAACAACACAGUGAAACAGAGGAAAUUUUUUUUGACAAAAUAAUAUUCGCAGACUCCAUUUUCUCCAUAUUUCGGCAGGGGAGAUUGUUGCAGAUACAGUGCAUCUUUGGGGAGAGAAAAAGUUUCUUUCUGUCUUUUUCUUCUUAAAAAAAUAUAAGUCAUCUGAUGAUGGCAAGAGACAGUGAUCCCAAAUACAUUUUGCAGGUGGAAAACAGGAGGAAAAACGUCUUUGUGACCCAACUAGGAGAGCACAGGGACGAAGAGGAUGAAGAUGUCCAUUGCAUCCCUAUCAUUCAUGAGACCCCAAGCAAGAUUCUUCAGCAUCGUGGGAGAUCACUGCAGAAGACCUUGCGUUUGCGAAAAGCAAUUGAACACGACCAAAUUACUGCAGAGCUGAUUGCUAAGAGGGAGGAAUUCAAAAAACGGAUGGAAAAGCUGGCAGAACGAAACGCAGAAUUUGCAUUGAAAGAAGAGGCUAGCAGGGCUCACGCUCUUAAAUUUGACAGAUAUCUUAAAGAGUGUGAGCAGAAAAAGGAGCGUGCAAUGAAGAAAUACCAGGAUGAACAGAAGCUCAAUAAAAUAAAGAAAAAUGAGAUUCAUAAACUGAAAGAAGAACUUAAAGAACUUAGUGUUAGGCAACAGAAGUUACAGAAAAAGGUGGCCAAAUGUAAAGUGUAUGAAAUUUUUCUACUGAAACUGAUUGAAGCAUUGCCUGCCAACUACCUGGAAUGUGGGGGAAAUUCUUUGAUUAAAGCCCUCGUUCAAAGACAUGAGACACUAUUGACCGCAAACCAUCACUUGACAAAGAAUUUGUCCUCUCUGGAAUAUAACCUUGAGAAAACCCAACAUGAAUUGGGGACCUUCCAAGAGGAACAUGACACCAUGAAAGUUAUACUGAUUAGCAAACUUUCAGAGCUUCAGGCAAAAUGCAGUGCAUUAGAAGGGAAAAACGCGCAGCUGGAGCAGUACAUUAGCUAUAAAAACGGCCACUUCAGAAAUCAGAAAGAAGAACUAGGCAGGAUGUUGUUAGCAAUCUCUGGCCUAGCUGAGCAGUGCUACAUGUGGCAUUAUGGCCCUUUGAAGGAAAUGCCGUUGCUCUCCAAGCUGGACAUGAUCCAAGAGUUCAUUCUGCAAAAACAGGAUAUCAGACAGCAAGCUGUUCAAUCCAAUGAACUUGAAACGUCAUCUUGCAGUCUUAAGGAGCGACCUCUCAGAAACAAAAAGCAAUGACAAUUCAGGACAUGUGAUAAAAGGAAGUUCUGAAAGGUGGGGCAAGUUAAGAUAUGCCUUGGAAAAUAAAUUGCAUUUUGAAGUGCAAUGCUACAUAGAAAUGUGCAAUACUUUUACCUUCUUUUAUGGGUAAUUUAGCACACAUUGCCAAACCUAUCAUUGCUGGAAUUUGCAACUUUUGUGCUAAUUUCCUUAGCACAGACAUGUAUUAUAAAUAGGAAUGAUUCAUUAUAUUAAUACUGUCUUAGCUCAGACAUAAAGUACCAUGAUAGUUGAACAGUAGUUAGUUUGCGAAACCAGAAUUUGGCUUACAGAUUAUCUUUCUAAGAUAAUUUGCCCUGUUUGACAAAUUCUGGUUUCAUUACCUUCAUUUAUUCCCUCCGCCCCCACCCCCACCCCCACCAGUAGGGUUGCCAGUUCCAGGUUGGAAAAUAUCUGGAGUUUGGGGAUAGAGCCUGAGGAAGGCAGGGUUUGGCGAGGGGAGGGGAGGGACAUCAAUGGGAAACAAUGCCGUAAAGUUCAUUUUCCAAAGUGGCCAUUUUAUCCAGGAGAACUGAUCUCUAUCAGCUGGAGAUCAGUUGUAAUAGCGGGCGAUCUCCAGCUUCCACCUGGAGGUUGGCAACCCUAUCAUCCAUGGUAAUUCAGCUGAUAUCCCGCUCUGCACCGUGGUCUGGAGGGAGGACAUCUGAGAACGAACUAAGAGGUCCAUAGUCAUGCAUCCUGUGAUGCCAAAAUUAAGGCUGUGGUUAAUGAACCAACUUCAAAACAUGAGUUCAUAUUCUAGUUUUAUGUAUCCUAACUAAGCAUGGAUAGAGUUAGUGGUCAGAGUGUCAGACUAGAAUCUGAGAGACAGAUUUCCUUAGGAUAUGUCCUGCAUGUAGAUUGGAGAAAUAGGGAGAUAAAAUACACCCUUGUCUGACACCUUUGCCAAUUGGAAGCCACUCUUGUUUCUCAAUAUUCUGCCCUCACAGUAGCCUCUUUUCUGGAGCACCAGUUGCACAUCAAAUAAUGAGAUGCUGUGGCACACCCAUUUAUUUUAAAACCAACUAUAGCUUUUUAUGAAAGUACACUGCUAAUAAAACUAAGGCUCUGGAGAGCUAACUGUGAGGGCCACCAUCAAACAGGGUGACAGGUAGGGCUGCCAACUCUGAGUUGAGAAAUUACUGACAAUUUGCUGUUCGAUCCCGGAAAGGGGAGAGUUUGGGGAGGGGAGGGAGGUCCGCAGGGGUGUGAUGCCCUGGACUUCACCCUGUGCUGCCACCAUUUUCUCCAGGGGAAUUGAUCCCUGUAGUCUGGAGAUCAGUUGUAAUUUCAGGAUCACUCCAGGAGGUUAACCCCCUGGUGGCAGUACUAAAUAGGAGCAUUGAUUUGACUUAGUAUUAAGAAGCUCUUUAUUUUGUUCAAAGCAUUUGUCAACUCUGCUGUGACUUUAUUUUUUGAUACUGUAGAGUUAUAUUUCGACAUAUAACCCCUGCCCAUUUGGUCUGACAGAAUUAGCCUUGUUUUCUUUGUUAGAGGUCUCAUUUUCACAGUUACAUCAAUUUGCUUGUGUGCCGUCCAGCUAAGAUUGUGAAAUGAAGUUUCAGUGGGUCUGUUGCAUAAACUUUAUUUAUAUAAUAUCCUCUUUUUUGCUGUUGUAAAAUAAAUGAUGUAACCGUAAUUGCUUUGCUUCUCAAAAUUAAUUCUUCUACAAACGCAGUGUCUGUGCCUCUGGGGUGACAAAAGUACAUGACUCAUUCCCAAAAUAUUGUUUAUGCCAAUUUGAAACUUAAGACCAACAGUGAUAAUUUUAUUUAUUUAUGUGUUGUUACAAUAAAAGAACAACAAAAGAA